ACAGACUUGGAUUUCAAACCAACCUCCUUCAUACGGAACUACCAUGCAGUACCGCUCCUCGGACCUGGGCAGAAGGAUCCAAGGCACAAAUAUGAUCAGCUGUUCCAAUCGUCAGGGUUUGAUUUGACGUUGUCGUAACUGUUCACAAAGGAUUCAGACCGGUUCCGGAGGAUAUGGUCCGUUCUUCGCCCGUCACUCGGGUGCUAGCCCUUGGCGAGCUCCAGAAACAAUAUACCGUCGCGUCCCUGGCUAUACUUGUGCCUCUGACAAUGUAUAAAGGUGAUGGGCUACUGCAUUUCUUGCCAUCCCUCAGCAGUUUUAUCAUCACCCGCCCAUUUCUACUCCAACCUUUUACAAUGCCGUCGUUCUCGCUCCGUCGUCUCAGCGUCUCUAACAAGGGUAAUAAGCCGAACCAAGGCCUUGCUAGGAGCAUCUCUACCUCCGUUGAUCAAGCCGACUUCGUCAUUCCCUUGUCACUCUCGAUAUCCACGUCAACGCUCAACACAUUCACUUCCGAAACCCGAAGCGUGACAUCGGCGACUUCUAACUACGCUCAGAUGCUCGACGAUGACAACCUUGCUUGGGGCCCGUCCAAACCCAAGAAUUUGAAGUCAUCUCGAUCGAAAUGGCUCUAAAAUAUUUGUCUCCAUUCAUGUUCACUUGUUCAUCGACUUCAUUCUUCCUUCGCUGUCAGGAUAUAAUGUUGUCCAAACUUAAUGCUAUACCCCAAUCUUUGUAUCUCGUAGUGUACAACAGUUUGCAACGGUUGAUCUGAUCGCUCGAUCGGCUGGUGACUCUCAAUUGAAAUAUAUAUGCCUCUGAACGAAACUCGAUUGGCAUACAAACACAAGCUAGAGUAUACAAUCU
Molecule: messenger RNA, 867 nt
Organism: Somion occarium
Lineage: Eukaryota; Fungi; Basidiomycota; Agaricomycetes; Polyporales; Cerrenaceae
Source: the annotation of a GenBank genome assembly